AUGGUACCCAUGGUGCAUCAGACACUGUGCUUAAGGGUGGAAUGCAAAGGCUUGAAAGGAGUAUCCCAUCCUUGGGAGCACAUAGCCAAGCAGAACAUAGAUAUAGAAUCAGUUUUGGCUGCACACCAGAGUCACCUGGACUGGCUUCUGCUUAUGAUCAGUUUAGUGUUACAGAUCAUCCAUUUGGGAAACAGCUAUCAAAGAGAGAAACAUAAAGGUAGUAGAGAAGAAGUCAACAAUGCUACAGUUCAGAAGCUCCAGCAGAAAACACUCAACUGGACUUUGAAUAAUUUUAGGGAGAUGAAUGGGAGCGUGGAGAGCUGGAGGUCUCAGGACUUGCUUCCCCAUUCCAGGGCUUUUCAAGAGCGUGCACUCCCGCCCCAGCGUUGCUGUAUGAACGGCGGCACUUGUGUGCUGGGUAGCUUCUGCGUGUGCUCCGCCCAUUUCACCGGCCGCUACUGCGAGCACGACCUGAGGCACAGUGAGUGCGGCACCCUGGUGCACGGAUCCUGGACCGUCUGCGGCUGCCGGCUCUGCAGGUGCGUCUUCGGGACCCUACACUGCCUCCCUCGCCAGACAUCCGGCCGCUGUGACCUGAAGGAAUUUCUCACCUCAUACUCGACUAGACUAAGCACACAGUGCCUGCUGAUUUUUCUCAGCUUCCUGCCCUGCUUCCUCCUGAAAUGCAUCAUCAGUGAAGGAGAGAUUGCUGCCUGGCCUGCAAGAGCCUAAUUCGAAAUUCACACCGGCAGGACCUUAGUGUCCCUGGAUC
This is a messenger RNA of Myotis brandtii (Brandt's bat), 772 nucleotides long. Its product is annotated as cryptic protein-like. The coding region runs from base 1 to 732 and encodes 243 amino acids. Lineage: Eukaryota; Metazoa; Chordata; Mammalia; Chiroptera; Vespertilionidae. The transcript is spliced from 6 exons. The record is from RefSeq and is a predicted model, not a curated record.